AACGGAGCGUUUUUUUUCGUAUUUCCAUAGUAGCAAACCGGAUCCUGGUUCUGUAAACCAAGAAUUAUUCAAUCUCGGGGAGAAGAAAACCCUCAAGCCGGCGUUCUGUUUCAGUCCCCAAUCUUAUCGACUACUUCCGUUGUCAAAGUCUGCUCCUUUAUGCAUUUUGUUUUUGUGCAUUUUGGGGAGAUAGAGAAAUGCAGAGAUUGAGAAGAUCUCAGGUACUAGCGAGGCCUCUCUUGGAGAGCAGGCUACAAGGGUUCUGCACGAGCUCCUCCUCCUCUGAAAAGAUCGUAGCUUCGGUGCUUUUUGAGAGAUUGCGUGUUGUGAUACCAAAACCAGAUCCUUGUGUUUACGCUUUUCAGGAGUUCAAGUUCAAUUGGGAACAGCAGUUUCGGCGUAGAUACCCGGAUGAAUUCUUGGACAUUGCUAAGAACAGAGCCAAGGGUGAAUAUCAAAUGGACUACGUACCUGCUCCCAGAAUUACAGAGGCUGACAAGAAUAACGAUAGGAAGUCAUUAUAUAGAGCUCUGGACAAGAAGUUGUAUCUUCUCAUCUUCGGAAAGCCAUUUGGAGCUACUAGUGACAAGCCUGUAUGGCAUUUCCCUGAAAAAGUCUACGAUUCUGAGCCAACUCUUCGUAAGUGCGCGGAAUCUGCUUUGAAGUCAGUGUUAGGAGACCUAACUCACACAUACUUUGUUGGAAAUGCUCCAAUGGCUCACCUGGCUAUUCAACCUACACCUGAUUUGCCAUCUUACAAGAGGUUCUUCUUCAAAUGCAGUGUAGUAGCAGCAUCGAAGUACAACAUAGGUAACUGCGAGGAUUUUUUGUGGGUUACCAAAGAUGAGCUUUUGGAGUUCUUCCCUGAGCAAGCUGACUUCUUCAACAAGAUGAUCAUUAGCUGAGACUACAAACUUUUUUCCUCUUCUUUUUCUCUUUAGGAAGAUAGAAAACAAUAAAACAUGAACCUUAAAGAUAGACAUGGUGUGUGAAGGAAUUUUCUUGUUGACGUAAAAUGGGAGUUGAUCGGGAGUAGUUGAAUGUAGUUGGCUUCACAAUCUUUUUAGAUACACAUCACACUAAUGUUUCUCUCAUAGAUGCACAUAACAUAUGUGUGACGUGA
Eruca vesicaria subsp. sativa (arugula) is the source of this 1123-nucleotide messenger RNA. Lineage: Eukaryota; Viridiplantae; Streptophyta; Magnoliopsida; Brassicales; Brassicaceae. The record is from the annotation of a GenBank genome assembly.